AUUUACAAAAUGGGUCAAGCUAAAAGUCAGUUUACAGAAGAAGAAAUUCAAGAUUAUCAGGAUUUAACUUACUUUACUAAGAAAGAAGUUUUAUAUGCUCAUCAGGCAUUUAAAGCGUUAGCUCCAGAAAAGGUUGGUCACAACAAAAAUGCUAAAUUACCGAUGACAAAAAUAUUACAGUAUCCAGAAUUAAAAGUAAAUCCAUUUGGAGAUCGAAUAUGUCAUAUAUUCAGUUCAAGUCACGAUGGUGAUUGUACAUUUGAAGAUUUUUUAGAUAUGAUGUCGGUAUUUAGUGAUAAUGCACCGAAAGCAGUAAAAGCUGAACAUGCAUUCAGAUUAUUUGAUUUUGAUGGAGAUGAUAUGUUGGGAGUAUCGGAUUUACGUCAAGUGAUUGAUCGUUUAACUGGUGAUCAAAUUUUAUCGGAAAGUGAGAAAACACAUUUAAUACAAAAUAUAUUAGACGAAGCUGAUUUAGAUGACGAUGGUGCGUUAUCAUUUGCUGAAUUUGAACACAUUAUCGAUAAAUCAUCAGACUUUUUAAAUGCCUUCCGAAUACGUCUAUGAUAGACAAUGACUAAAGUCAGUAAUUUGAAGCCAUUUAAAUGGUUUUCAAAAUAUCGAAUUAUAUUAAAGCUCGUACUUUUUUAAAAGCACCAUUAAUGGAGGUGUUUCUUUUUUUCAAAUUUAUGUACUUUUUAUUGCAUAAAUAUCAAGUCUUAAAAAGAUACAAGUAGGGGAAAAAUGUUGGAAUGAUGAAAUCAUUUAAAAAUUAAUUUUCAGUUUAUAGAUUUUUUACCGUAAUUGUCUUUAAUAUAUGAUUUUCAAGGAAUUUAAUUUCAAUAACAUUAUUCAAUCUCUUUGAUAAUUUAUACAAAGAAACUUAACUGAAUCGAACCGUUUUAUUAAAACACUGUGCCACUAAAAAUUCACAUAUUUCCAGUAUAACUCAAAACUUAUAUAUUUCCCUCAUAUUUUAGUGAAAAGCGGACUAAGUGCAUUAGGCAUGAAAAUUUAUAUAGACUUAAGUCACUUUUUUUAUAAAUAAAAUCGUAACUUGUAUCAAGUCGUGUGCAUAAUGCAAAAAAUAUUGAAAAUAAUUUUUUCACAUUUAGAAGUUUCAGUUAGAGAAGCCUAUUUUUAUGCUAGAUAAAAUAGUCUAGCUAAAGCGUCUUAUAUACAGUGAACUUCUUUUUUAUUCUACGUUGUUUAAAUAGAGGCAACAAGUGUAAUAACUACUUUGUAAUUAAUUAUUGACUCCAGUUAAAAAACUACUUGCAGUAUAUACGUACAUCUCUUAAUAAUUCGUUGAUCAUUAAAAUAACUUAGUUUAAUGGCAAUAUUUUUUUUUUUUUUUUGGUAUCCUAAUAUUCUAUUAUCAAUUCCAAAAGGAACUAUAAAUAGGUCUGAUGAAUAGAUAACAUGAACGGCAACUGCCCAGUGGUAGUCACCUAAUCGAAUUUAUAGUAUGUCAACUAUAAUUAAAACUAUUUACGUAAAUCUAAAUCUUAAAUCUAGAACACUUUGUCUAUUUAGUCUAUUUACUCUUUCACUAUUGUCUAAGAGAUUGAUUACUUCAAUAUUUGGGUGCCUUUCAAGGCGAGUUAAGUAACUUUCACUGAACCGCGUAAUUUCUUCGCGCACUGUGGGCACUUCAAGACUACGGUGAAUGUCGUCAUUACGCACGUACCAGGGAGAUUCACUAAUUGUUCGUAACACUUGAUUGAAACCGUUGAAUAAUUUCGAUGUUACUGUUGCUAUCAGUUCCCCAUACUUGAAUCCCAUAAGUCCACACAGGUUUAAAAAUUGUUUUAUACCCUAGCACUUUAUUGUCUAAUGAUAACUUAGAUUUAUGACCUAACAGCCAGUAAAGUUUCGAAAAUUUAAAAUUUAAUUGUUUUCUCUUGGACCAGACGUUUUUGCGCCAAGUUGUCUCUUCUGUCUAAGAGAAUUUCCAGGUAUUUCACUUGCCUGUGGAAAACUGACAUUGUUCAUUUUUACAGCUGGACAAGUUUCCCUUCUUAAAGAGAAUGUUACUUGAACUUAUUUUUGUUCAUUUACUUGAAUACGCCACUUUUGUAACCAGUUUUGUAUUUUAUCUAUACUAUUUUGUAGUCUUUGCGAAGCUACAUUUGGAUCCACGUCUGUGGAUAAUAUUGCAGUAUCAUCUGCAAAAGUAGCUAUGGUAUUUUUUCCGUCGGCUGGUAAGUCCGCAGUAUAUAUCAAGUAGAGAGUUGGGCCCAGAACGCUGCUCUGUGGUAUGCUAGAUUGAAUAGGUAACAAGUCAGAUAACUCUUCUUGAACUUUGACCUGGAAAUGCCGAUCUUCUAGAUAUGAUUUCAAAAUACAAUAAUAUGUACUUGGAAGAUGUUGAAGAAUGACAUUAUGAUCAAAAAGAAAAUAGUUUCUAUUGAAAAUAGAAAGCAAAAUUCGUUGGGGGCUUUUGAUACGUCAUUCAAAAUGAUAAAUUAAACGCCCAUGUACAUUUUUCAUCUUAUGAAAUUUGUCAAGUCAAACCUUUGUUAACAUUAAUUAAUAAUAUUAAUAAUGCUUAAGUCAUGCUUAAUGUAAUAAGGUGCGACUUAUUGUGAAAGUAGUAUGUAAGUUAUUAUAAGUAUGUAAUAUUAUGUAAGUAGUUGUUG
Chrysoperla carnea is the source of this 2639-nucleotide messenger RNA. Its product is annotated as calcium and integrin-binding protein 1-like. Lineage: Eukaryota; Metazoa; Arthropoda; Insecta; Neuroptera; Chrysopidae. The record is from RefSeq and is a predicted model, not a curated record. Gene Ontology annotation, molecular function: calcium ion binding. The transcript is spliced from 4 exons. Bases 10 to 564 code for a protein of 184 amino acids.